AUGUUUUCUCACAAGACUUUCAGGAUCAAGAGGCUCCUGGCCAAGAAACAAGAGCAGAAUCAGCCCAUUCCCCAGUGGAUUCAGAGGAAAACUGGUAAUAAAAUCAGGUACCACUCCAAGAGGAGACACUGGAAAAGAACAAAACUGAAAGUGCCCCGGGAAGUCUGGGCGGACUGCGGCUUCUGUAAGGAACUCUCGGGCAGGAGGAACUGCUUUCAAAGACUUGGCAAGCACGACCUUCACCUUGCUGUGGAUUUCCUGUGA
Molecule: messenger RNA, 264 nt
Organism: Artibeus jamaicensis (Jamaican fruit-eating bat)
Lineage: Eukaryota; Metazoa; Chordata; Mammalia; Chiroptera; Phyllostomidae
Product: 60S ribosomal protein L39-like
Exons: 2
Coding region: 1-264 (87 amino acids)
Biological process (GO): translation
Cellular component (GO): cytosolic large ribosomal subunit; ribosome
Molecular function (GO): structural constituent of ribosome
Source: RefSeq, a predicted model, not a curated record